This is a messenger RNA of Capsella rubella, 1993 nucleotides long. RefSeq lists its product as uncharacterized. The record is from RefSeq and is a predicted model, not a curated record. Lineage: Eukaryota; Viridiplantae; Streptophyta; Magnoliopsida; Brassicales; Brassicaceae. The transcript is spliced from 4 exons. Bases 8 to 1993 code for a protein of 661 amino acids.
UAGAAAGAUGAAAGAUGUAAUGAAGGAAGUGGAAGGGAAAGUGAAGUUUUCAAUGGCUGAUUCCACAAUGAUGUUACUUGUUCAAGAAGCCAUGGACAAAGCUCAUGAAAAGAUUAAAACCAAACAUGGUCUUCUCCUCCGUCUCAACGCCAUUUCCAUUUUCUACGAGCUCGCUGUGUUACAGCUCGAGAGCUGUCUUAGUUUCGUCAGACAAGAGACCGAUAAACUCGAGACUAACCACGAGGAAGUGGUUCGCGAUCUGAGAGAGAUCAAAGACAGACUUCACCACCGUCUCUUAGAGACCGAGUUAGCGAUUCUUGAGAAAGACAGGCAGUUGUUGGAGAUGUCUGAGAACCAAGAGAGUCUAAGAAACGUGUUGGAGAGUAAAGAAACAGAGUUGGUUCAUUUGCAAGAUCUUGAGAGGAAGAGAUUUCAUAAUAAGAUUGGAGAUUUUAUCAAAGAAGAUGAGUUUUCAGAGCUGAAGAGCUCUGUUGAUCAGCAAGUGAUGAAUCUUAGACAGAAGCUUGAAACAGAGUACAAUGAAUUAGGGGGAGAAACAGAGGAUCCUUCAGGGGUUGAUAUCGAUGUUUUGAAAGGGACAAUGGAUCUUGCUUUCAACAAGAUGCAUCAUGCUAUAUUCUUGUCCGAAUUAGGUCCGAUUGAGCAGAGUUGGAGAUGGUCUAUAGAGAGAGAUUCAAUGGCGUUACUGAUAAAAGGUUAUAUGAAUGGUUUAGAGGAGAAAAUGGAGAAGGUAAUGAUGGUUGUGAGAGAUUAUGAAUCGGGUUUUAAAAAUCGGGUUUGUUCGAUUCGUAGAGAGGUAGAGUGUUUAGAAUCUCAGAUUGAUCAGAUCAUCAUCAAUAAAUCAUCAUCUCCUAGAUCAUGUGUAGCAACAAUAUCAUCAUCAGCUUCAGUAAAUUUUGAAUUUGGUGAUGAUAAAGAAGCAAAGGACGAUGAAGAAGAAGAAGGAAAAGAUUCGAGUAAUUUUCCUGUUUCGAAGUUGAUAAAGAGUCAUGAAUCAAUCAUUAGAAGGAAGAGCGAAGAGCUUGUUCCUCCCAAAAUCGAGUCUGUUAAACGUCAGAAGAGCUACAACAGCUCUAGCUCGAAGCGAGCUAUUGAUGAUAUCGUGGCAGGUCUUGAUAGCUUGACGAGUCUUAACGCUAAGCUGUUCGAAAAUAUGUUUGAUAGGUAUGAUCAUGAGCGUGAAGUGGUGGUAACGGAUGACAAUUUGGAUGAUGUUUGGAUGAAAAUGCAGAAGAAUAGAUCAGUGUUUUCAGACAAUGAAAAAGAGGAGAAAGAAGAUGCAGAGAUGAAAUUGUUAAUAUUAGAAGAUACUUACUUGGCUUUGCUCAAGGGUCUAAUAACAGAUGGGAACACAAACAGUAGAAAAGCGAGCGAAGAUGAAGAAGUAGAGAUCAAGAGUGAAAAGAUCGAAUCCGGGCUUAAGUGUAUGGAUUGUUUAGAGAACCUGAAUUGGGAGAAAAAUUUUGAGAUUCUUCGUGAUGAUGAAGAAUUCAAACAAGAACUCAAUUGGAUGGUUGUAACAGAGUUGCUAAGAGAAGUUUCAGAGACUGUGGAGAAUCAUGAAAAGAUUGAAGCAAACAAUAAAAGAAUGAUUGAGGAAGAAGGAAAGAGAGCCUACUUGGAAAUGUCUCUAGUCUAUGAUAAAUUUGGUUUGAAGAUUCAAGAGAAGUUAAAGAUGGUAACAUUCAGGUUACAAGACUUGGAGAUAAAGAUUGAUUCAAAGAUAGAUUGUAUAGCAACGUUGAGACGAAAAGAAUCAGUCUAUAGGACAGCUUUUGUUCUUAUGUCUGAGAAUCUCACAAAGGCAGAAACUGAGGUUGAUCUUCUUGGAGAUCAAGUCGAUUCUCUGGUGAAACUUCUUCAGAAAACACUUUGGACAUUACAUCAACACCCACAGCUUCUCUGCAAAAACUCAGAUAUAUUGGAGAUCUCGAAGAUGAUCAAGAAAGAGUUGUCAUCUGAAGAUUCAUGA